GAGGCUGCAGCGGUCGUCGCCACUCUCCGAACUUCAUCAUGCCGCCCAAGGAUGACAAGAAGAAGAAAGAUGCCGGAAAGUCGGCCGAAAAAGACAAAGACCCAGUAAAUAAGUCCGGUGGCAAGGCCAAAAAGAAGAAGUGGUCCAAAGGCAAAGUUCGGGACAAGCUCAACAAUCUAGUCCUGUUUGACAAGGCUACAUACGACAAACUCUGUAAGGAAGUUCCCAACUAUAAACUUAUUACUCCAGCCGUGGUCUCUGAGAGACUGAAGAUUCGCGGUUCCUUGGCCAGGGCAGCUCUUCAGGAGCUCCUUAGUAAAGGGCUUAUCAAGCUGGUUUCAAAGCACAGAGCCCAAGUAAUUUACACCAGAAACACAAAGGGUGGAAAUGCCCCAGCUGCUGGUGAAGAUGCAUGAACAGGUUCAAUCAGCUGUACAUUUGGAAAAAUAAAACUUUAUUAA
Chionomys nivalis (European snow vole) is the source of this 461-nucleotide messenger RNA. Its product is annotated as 40S ribosomal protein S25-like. Gene Ontology annotation, cellular component: cytosolic small ribosomal subunit. The transcript has a single exon. The record is from RefSeq and is a predicted model, not a curated record. Gene Ontology annotation, molecular function: structural constituent of ribosome. Bases 39 to 416 code for a protein of 125 amino acids. NCBI's taxonomy places the organism in Eukaryota, Metazoa, Chordata, Mammalia, Rodentia, Cricetidae.